Messenger RNA from Macadamia integrifolia, 852 nucleotides. RefSeq names its product keratin, type I cytoskeletal 14. The coding region runs from base 320 to 715 and encodes 131 amino acids. NCBI's taxonomy places the organism in Eukaryota, Viridiplantae, Streptophyta, Magnoliopsida, Proteales, Proteaceae. The transcript has 3 exons. The record is from RefSeq and is a predicted model, not a curated record.
GAGAAAAAAAAAAAAAAACCAGAUAGAGGCAAGUGGAGUUGUACCCUGGCCCUGAGGAGUUGAAAUUACCGACGGUAGGAACUAGGAAGUAUCCCUUCCCGACUGGCAAAGCCGUCGAUGGGUGAUGUCCGGAGGUUUCGGAGUGACUAGUAAGUGAGGGAAUUGGGUGUCGUGUGUCGUCGUGAAUCGUUACUCAUCGUGGUGAGGCGUUAGAUUUGCCCGUAGCAUCAGCUUUAGCCUUAGCUUCUCAUAUAAACGACAUACUACUAACCACUACUAUUCAUAGAAAGAAAGGAGUGGAGGACGGAAAAUAAGAAAUAUGAACGGGAUUGAUCCGUCCAACGACUCCGACAAGGGUUUGCUGUGGAGGAAGCUUCCAGUCCUGAAAUCCAAGCACUUGGGGAAGCUUGGCCCCGGUUUCGGCCUCGGCGCUGGCUGUGGUUUCGGUAUCGGUGUUGGCUUUCUCGGGGGUGUAGGCCUUGGUCCUGGAAUUCCUGGGCUACAGAUUGGUUUUGGGGUUGGUGCUGGAUGUGGUGUUGGUUUGGGAUUUGGAUAUGGCGUAGGGAAAGGAGUUGCUCAUGAUGAGUACCGACGCUACACUAAUGUGGGACUCCCUUCUCAGAAUGACAUCGGUGCUCUGCUUGAUGAAGUGGUUAUAAGCACGAAGAAGUUAAUGAGAGCAACUUCAAAAGAGAUUGACAAGUGGAGAAGAUGAGAGUUUGGAGUUGGUGGUAGUCUUGCAUGAAUCAUACACGAUCUUUUUCCAAUUUAUCUGAUUACAAAUUGUUGGAGAUAUUAAUACAUAUGCCCUAUUCAAACUAUUGCUCUAAGUAUGAUGAAAUCUUCUUUUAA